Pisolithus orientalis is the source of this 1824-nucleotide messenger RNA. RefSeq lists its product as uncharacterized. NCBI's taxonomy places the organism in Eukaryota, Fungi, Basidiomycota, Agaricomycetes, Boletales, Pisolithaceae. Gene Ontology annotation, biological process: regulation of DNA-templated transcription; DNA-templated transcription. The record is from RefSeq and is a predicted model, not a curated record. Gene Ontology annotation, cellular component: nucleus. Gene Ontology annotation, molecular function: zinc ion binding; DNA binding; DNA-binding transcription factor activity, RNA polymerase II-specific. The coding region runs from base 1 to 1824 and encodes 607 amino acids. The transcript is spliced from 6 exons.
AUGGCCACCAAAUCGUUCGACAUGCCCCUACCUGCACUUCAACGGGGCAAGGCUUGCUUACGAUGCAGGAAACGGAAGAUGGUACGUCUCUUUAAGUCUUGCCGCUAUGUGUCAGCUCAGAUGGCUAUGCAGCGAUGUGAUGGGAUGAAGCCCACAUGCCAACAAUGCGUCCGUGCGAAGAAGCCAGAAUUGUGUCAGUAUGACGAUGGAAAGACAAAGACCAAGACGCAGAUGUUACGGGAGAACAUCGAACGCCUGGAGCAGCGAAUCAGAGAAUUGGAAGAUCCGGAUUAUGUUUCGCCUGUGGUCCCACUGCAAUAUCCUCAGUUCCACCGGCGAUCUGAGAGUGAUUCCUCGUCAUCAACCGACUCGCCAGAGAGCACUGUGUUUUCAACACCCCAUUCCCCCUUCCCGCCGUCCGUGACAAGCUCCCCCCAAGAGCCCUGGGUCCAAUUUCAUAUGUCGCCUUCACCGACACCUAGUGAUGCAUGCCAGAUGAGCCAGCAGCCAUCGGCGGAGUUUGCACAAAUCCUGGUCGACACGUUUGCACCACACCGUCAUCAGUGCCUCCUCGGUCUUCACAUAGGACGGCUACGUGAUUCAUUCACGAAGCCGCUUUCGGAGCAGCACCAUCCAGUUCUAACAAACGCAAUCUUCUUGUGGGCUUGUUAUCUCUCGCGACCGGCGCCACUGAGCGAGCACGAGUAUCAUUUUCUUAACCGAGCUCUUGAAGCACUGUCCGAUGGUCUCCAACGCAACCAGUAUAUUCUCGAUGUCAUCCAAGCAUCCUGUUUGUUGUCUAUUUACUUCCUGUCAAAUGGGCGGGCGAUAGAGGGCAGUUGUCAUGCAACUACUGCAGCAUCAUUAGCCAUGCAAUGUGGGUUGCAUGGUGUCGUGGCAGGGCAAACGACUUUUGAAUCAUCAGGGGCAUUCCCACCCUGUAGGCUUGAUCAGCCGAAGGAUGCUAUUGAGCAGGGAGAGAGGAUAUUGACGUUUUGGCAAGUUUUCAUCAUCGAUAAAUGCUGGUCUGCAAUCCUCCAGAAGCCUGUAAUCAUCCCUGAUGGUCCUGAAGGAUGUUUGUCUGCGAUUAUGCCUUGGCCACAGGACAUGAAGGAGUAUGAACUGGGGCAAAUCAACGGCUACCAUCUUUUUUCUACUGCAUUGAGUUACCUAGAGGACGGCGUCUCUAGGCUCGGCGACAGCUUCUCUGCAAUGACUCUCCGGAUCAAGGCUUCCGUUCUUUUCCAGCAUGUGCAUCACUUGACAUGUCGCUGGGAACAGCGUAGACGAUUGAACCAUACUGGUUAUUUGUCAACGACCGAAAACUACGUUGGACUCACGCUGCCCAACACAUUCUCAGACGAGUUUCAAGCCCUUGAACAAGCCAUUUCGCGCUUUUUGUCUUCCCAGAUCCCCAUCCAUCAGUUGGACUCUGCCAUGCCGGAGGAUAGGCAGGCCUGCAUCACAGCGUACACCCUAGCCAAUGUUGCGAUGAUCAAUCUCAACUAUUCCCUUGGGGAUGCAGACCCUGGGGCUUAUGAGAAGUGUCUUCGAGCUGCAAGGUGUUGCGUGUCUCUGGUCGAGUACAUUGCUGAGACGGACUAUGAAUUCCUGGACCCCAUCUUUGGACCGUGUUGGUCAUUUGUCGUGGAUGCUCUAGUUCGGGAACUCUUCGCUAUCGAAACAUCGUGGCCCCUGGUCAGCAGCGCUGAUGUGCGUCAUGAAAUUGGGACUAUGCUUUACGCCAUGAACAACCUCGGGAAGCGCUUUCCAUCGGUCGUUUACUCCCUCUCCAAAGUACAAAAGAGGUUGUCUGGAAUCUAA